Molecule: messenger RNA, 7827 nt
Organism: Musca domestica (house fly)
Lineage: Eukaryota; Metazoa; Arthropoda; Insecta; Diptera; Muscidae
Gene: raskol
Product: ras GTPase-activating protein raskol
Exons: 7
Coding region: 186-6974 (2262 amino acids)
Biological process (GO): regulation of GTPase activity
Source: RefSeq, a predicted model, not a curated record
UUUCCAAAAAAAAAAAAAAAAAUAUUUUUGUGGUUUUUUCGUGUUUUGAAAACAAAAAACUUACCCAUAAAAAUGCCCAGCUCGCCCUUAAGGACCCAAUACAAAUUACGCGACAUUUAAAUCCCCUCCACUACAUCCUUUGCCACAAAAGGAUAUUUUAUUUCAAAACGCUACCCAACAAUAAAAUGUUGCAGUCUCUGGAAAAUACCCCAACUUUAAAUCGCUCCAACACUUCUCUCACUACUCUACACACGACGCUAUCAUCUGCGGCUUCUGGUCCAGCAGUCAGUUCGUCGCCAGUUACCAAUAGUUCUACGGAAAAAGAGGAAAAAUCUCAACGAAGACGUUCCACAUUUUAUGUUCCCCUAGUCAUUGAAGACGACGACGAGAUCGACGAUAAAUUCGACAAAACUUCGAAUUCCGGCAGCCUGUCCAGCCUAACUAGUCACUCUACUAGCAGCAAGGAUUUCAAAAAUUCCAGCAACAUUAACCUAAAAAAGUCCACGACGAGCCUUUUCAAAGGCUCUUCUUCGGGGUCCCACAAGUCCAGCGGCGGUGGUGGUGGUGGUUCGCCGCGCAGUAGCUCAACCUCGGUCAAGGUCACCACCUUGCUGUUUGAAAGGGCCAACAGUACCUUGGGUUUUAGUACCACCUCUUCCAAUUCCUCUACAGCCUCAUCGGGCUAUCGUAGUGGCAGCGGAGGAGGUCGCAAGGGCUCCUCAUCUUCGUUAAAGAAAAUGGCACCACCCUGCGGUUUCAAUUGGAGCCUGACAGGGGUGGCCGAUGAUUUAUCCGGUGACCUGGAUGAUGACAGCGAUGCAGCAGAGUUCAUCAUAGCCAUGAAUAAGAAUAAAAUAACAGCCAACAACAAGGUGGCACCCAUAACUACCAGCCCGGAGAAGUCGUCCACCAGCUCGCCGGCCAAGCGGAACAGCAAAUCAUCGACUUUGAGUUCCACCAAAACCUCCGGCACAGCCUCCACCCACAGGCUGAGUUCCAGUAGCUCCACCAAAUCCAUAAUUUCCAACCAUUCCACCCCCUUGGCCAAAACCCGGCCAGCCAGUCAAACCACAGCUAGAACCAAACGAUAUGGAGUGGUCCUAAACUCUCCAGAUGAUGGCAGCUCUCCAAGGAAUUCCUUGACCUGUUCCAUUGCCGGGGACCACAUUAACGAGGCCCGGAAGUCCUCCAGUUCUUAUAAAAGUACCACUUCCUCGAAUGGCGGUGGCGUUGGCAAAUGGCCUUCGCCGGUCCCCCGUUCCCGCUACAGUGAUGGGGGUGGUGGUGCUGCCACUGAGGGUGGUGGUUUGGCAACCCCUGGCAAAUCGACGUCAUCGUUGUCAUUGUCCAAACAAAACACAAACGCCAAAACAAAACAAAGCAAAGUCUCAACGCUUGAUAACAACACCGCCACCACCUCGGCUACGACACCAUUUUCAUCUGCGCAUUCCUCCUCUCUAAUCGCAAAUGCCAGCAGCGGCACUCACAACUGCAACGACGAGUACGACGACGAUGAUGAUUCAGAGAUAAGUCGCAUGCAGACAAACACCUCGACUCCCAUCAAAAUGAUGAAGUCACGCUCUCGCACCAACAUCUUGUCAGUGCCGGCGGCGUCAAGCAGUGCCCAGCAGAGCUGCGAGCAAAAUCUAAUCAAUGUCGCCAAAAUAAAAGCUUCCACAACGCAAGGCAAACAACAACAACAGCAGCAGCAGGGAACGCCAGCAAAAACAACCUCCACCACAACAACAACAACAACGACGACACCCUCUCCCAAUAUUUUGCGAGUCAAGGCAAAAACUCUGCCACAAAAUUUAUCGCCCUCAGUUGUUUUGCAGCAGGGAGAAGCUCUGGACAAGGCCGCCGCAUUAUCGCCAAAAUCUUCUGCGUCCGCGAAAAAUUCCAAAAAAUCCCCCAACGAUCCCUCGGCAAACGCGUCGGUUACUUCCCUAAAUCGUAAAUUCGGUGGUUCGCAGGCGUGUAACUUAAAUCGCGAUUCCUCGUCGAAAAAUGUCAAGUCUGGCAACACCAUACUAACCUCGGCCUUUCCACCCAGGAAUCUCUUUUUGCUGAAAUCAACACCGAAACUAAGUAACGGCAGUUCCAUGUCCUCUUCAUCGGACAAUUCAUUGACUUCUCCACCCAACGGCAACAAGACUACCACCACCAGCAGCAGCGGGAACAACAACAACAACAAGAAAGACUAUCCACCCCAUCCUCACCAAAUCACCUCACCAGCCAAAAAAUCCCUCUCCUUCAUAAGACGGGCCCAUUCCACCAAGCUGUCGCGCAGCAAUUCUCUGUUGAAAUCCAUAGCCUCCCAACAUCAAAACCAAAUGCAAACUGGCAACUCGGGCAACUUUUGUUCCGGCAGUUGGGGCAAAGAUUUCUAUCUGCAAUACGAUGUCUGUCCCCUGGCCUUGGAUGAGCUGGAUACAUAUUUUCGUGCCGAAAAUUGUCCCGAGUUGAUAAGGGAACGUUUCAAAAUACUCGAUGUAGAUUUGGCUCCAGAGGCCAAUUGUUCCGGAACCGAGACAUUGGUACAGGAAAAUGCCACACUGUCAUCGGCAGGGGGUGAGACAUUGAGGCAUAUUGAUAGCAGUAUUGGCAGCAGCCCCUGUUCCGAUAAGGAGCAGACCCAACAUAGCCCAGGCGGGGCAGCAGCGGCCGGUAAUACCGGAGGAGCUGAGGGUGAUGAUGAGGAUGAAGAUGAUGAUGCAGGACAUCAUUCAGAUACUUCAUAUGAAAAAGCAUGCAGGCGUGGCUCAGCACCAGCGACACCCAUAUUGGGUCAAAAACAAAAUCAACAGGAAAACAAUACCACAUCAAGAUUUACGAAUUUCUUUUCUAAAAGAACGAAUGCUUUGAAACGUACAAAGUCUGUUACCAAAUUAGAACGCACCAAACGAGGUUCGGGAGGCUUACGCGGCUCUCGUUCACACGAAAGUUUAUUAUCCAGUCAUGCAGUAAUGUCAACCAUAGAUCUCUCUUGCACCGGUGCCGUGGGUGUGGCACCUGUCCAUCAAUCCGUACUGGGUCGCCGCUAUUGUUUCCAGGUACGCGGUGGACCACGCGGUGAACGUUAUUACUCGUGUGGCUCACGUCAGGAACGUGAUCUGUGGAUUUACUCGCUACGCAAAUCCAUUGCACCGAAUGCCGAGCACACCCGCCACACCGACAACUCCCUGAAAAUGUGGAUAUACGAGGCCAAAAAUCUACCACCAAAGAAAAAAUACUUUUGCGAAUUGCAUCUGGACAAGACGCUGUACGGGCGCACAAGUGUCAAGCUGCAAACCGAUCUACUGUUCUGGGGUGAAUAUUUCGAUUUCCCCGAUAUACCCGACAUCAAUGUGAUCACGGUGAAUGUUUUCCGUGAGGUGGAGAAGAAAAAGAAACGGGACAAACACAUGUUUGUGGGUUCCGUGAAGAUACCCAUUCACGAGGUGACCACCAGACUGUUCUCCGAGGAUUGGUAUCCCAUAUUGAGCGAGAAGAAUGACAGUCUCAAUCGCAAUGGCAAGGAGGUCAUACCCACAUUGCGCAUCAAGUGUCGUUUCCAAAGCAUUGACAUAUUGCCCAUAAAUGUCUAUGCGGACUUCUUGACCUAUCUCAAGGAGAACUACAAAAAGGUGUGUGAAACCCUGGAACCGGUCAUCGGUGUCAAAGCCAAAGAAGACAUUGGCCAAUCAUUGGUAUUGCUAAUGCAUGCCCAGGGUUUGGCAGGAGCUUUUCUCACCGAUGUGGUGGCCCUGGAUUUGUUGCGUGUUGGCGACCAACGUUUGACCUUCCGUGGCAAUUCACUGGCCACCAAGAGCAUGGAGGCAUUCCUGAAAUUGACCGGAGAACAAUAUUUGCAAGACACUUUGGCCGGACCCAUCAAUGAGAUCAUACAAUCGGAUCGUGACUGUGAAGUGGAUCCCACCAAGGCGACUGGCUCGCUGCAACGACAACAGGCCUCCUUGAGGGCUGCCGUGCGCAAUGCCUGGCAAUGUAUCUAUGAGUCACACAAGAAUUUCCCCACUCAACUGCGCAAUUGCUUUGCCACAUUCCGUGAAAGAUUGGAACAGCUGGGGCGCCAGGAUAUGGCAGAUAACUUGAUAUCAGCUUCCAUAUUUUUGAGAUUCCUGUGCCCGGCCAUAUUGUCGCCCAGUCUAUUCAACAUUACCAAUGAACUACCCUCCUCGCGCGCCACCCGUAACCUUACCCUAGUGGCCAAAACCCUACAAACCCUGGCCAAUUUCACCCGUUUCCAGGGCAAGGAGAAUUUCAUGGAAUUCCUCAACGACUUCCUCGAACAGGAGGCUCCCAAAAUGAAAGAAUUCCUGCAGAACAUUUCCACCCGCCCUGAACAUGCCACUCCCGAGUCCAUCCUAGACUGGGCUGGCUACAUUGAUCAAGGCAAACAACUGUCCAUACUCCAUAUGCUGUUGAGUGAAAGUGUUUCCAAGCUGCCUGAGGCCCGUCAACAUGACCUGGAUCCGCUGCAACAUAUUUUGGAUGAAAUAACCAAAGCCAAAGAAAGCAAUAGCUACAUGCAACAUAUGCCCUGCAACAUGAUGAUGAUGUCCACCUCGUCGACAAGUGAAAACCAGGAGAAUCGCAAUCCCGAUGAAAUGAUGACGUCACAGAGUUCAGCUGGUGGCCAAAGUGGUGUGGUGCAACAGCAGGCUCAAUUGGCCCAGCCACAACAUGCGGUGGUAACCAAACCCAUACCCGCCGAAAGGGGUAUUAUGAGAGGUGUUCUAACACCCAGUUCAUUGGAAAAGAACAUUUUCCGCUAUAACGAUCCCACAGUCAAUGGCAUACUGCUGCAGCAACAACAACAACAACAGCAGCAGCAACAACUCCAUGGCAAUUUGGAUAAACGCCAUUCGAAUUCACAAACCUCCAUUGCGGGACUAACCUAUACAGGUGGCAUGCAACAUGCCCAAAGCCAGACAUCGAUUGCAUCUUCAUCCCAGCUAAUGAUGCCGGGUGGGGUCAACCACCAUUGUCCGCCCGCACCCAAUGCCAGUGCCACCAACACCAUGGAUCGUUUGCAUUACACAGCCACCAGCUCCAAUGGCAAUCUCUCUACUGCCAGCCACAAUGGCAAUGACAGCGAAGUCAGUUCUGCUGGGGGCCAAGUAAGGGCCACCACCCUUCCAAGAGGCAAUAACAACUACGAUGAGUCCACCGGAGAUUUCAUACAAAUUUCUGGUCUGGACACCAACAGCGCCUUUGUACGCAAAUCACCCACACCCCUACUGAAGAAUCAAGCCAACCAGCAAGGUGGCGGAGUGGUAAGCAGUGCCGUGAGCAUGCUAAAUGCCUCCCAGCUCCAGAAGAAGCAACAAAGAGGGGUCUUAAACAACUCCUCAUUGAGUUUGACACUCAGCGAUCGUACUCCCAGUAAAUUGAAUUUGGGCAUACCCGAUCACUCCAGUUCACCAUUGUCACACAAAAUCUCUGCCGCCUAUCCUCCCUCGUCACGCCAGCGAGAUUCAAAUCCCAACUCAAAUAUGCCCAUGAAUUUGGAGGAUUUAGAUGAUCUCUUCAAAUAUGCCGAAGAACAUGCCGUUGUGGGUGAGGUACAACCUACCGCCUCGGCCAAAAACAACAAAGAACAGCUGUCGGGCAAGACCAGUCAUGGCUCCAGUUCCGGAUACCAAAGCAUUAACACUCAGAGUCGAGAGGAUAACAGCACUAAUCAAACCCAACAAAAGUCGGGCAUGGCAGCUCCAUUGGCAUUUAAGAAUCCCAGCUAUCAACUGCAGCAGAACUCUUCGUCGUCGUCGUCGGCCCAGCAAUCGGCUGGAGGGCAUCAUCAUCACCACCAUCAUCACCAAAGAUCCGCAUCGAGCAAUUACAAUUCGGCGCUAAGUGCCCAUCAACAAUUGUUUGGGGCGAACAAUAACAGUAGCAACAGGACCAAAUCAAAUACCGGUGGUUUAGUGGCAGCUCGGGCAGCAUUGCUAAAUGGCGCUGCCCCCUUAACACCCUCCUCCAGCGAGGAACGUCUUUCAAACGACAAUUAUCACAAUUAUGCUCCCGUGAACAAAUUGUUGAAAUCUCCAUCACAUGGUCAUUUGGAUGCCCAGAGGACCUUGAGUGGUGGCAGUACUUCAUCAGCCUCCAGUUCGAAUAUGCAAGGUUAUAAUGUGUCACAAUCCCAGCAGCAGCAGCAGCAGCGCAUGCCACGUACCAAUCCACAAUUCAAAAGGGAGGAUAUUUAUGCUCCAUUGAAUAAUGGCAGCAGUAGUUAUAUGACCUCAUCGUCGGCCUCCUCGGGUGGUAGCAGUGGCGGUGUGGUUCAUCCGGGCACUGUGGCAAUUUACAACAAUUCAGCAAGGCAGCAACAACAGCAGCAGGGCUCUAACAACUGUGGAGCUUUGGUAUUGGCCAGCAAUGGUCGUUAUCAAAGGCGUUUGAGUUUGGAUUCGGCCCGCACUCUGUCGGAUAGUUCAACCGAUGAUACAGAGGGUCAAUAUCCUCCCCAUGAGGCCAAUAAACGCCGUCGCCAGCCCCGCAAUCAUGUGAACAAUAGUUCAAAUGGCCUCCAGUCCACCAACUUGAAUGAUCAAAAUGGUGAAAUCCAAUUGCUGCAAGAAACUUUGGACACCCUGCGUCACACCCUGGACCGGGAUGAGGCUGAGUUGAGGGAUUCCAGUGAUGAAUUGUUUGCCUUGCAACGUUGCAAUGGUUUCAGCGGUUGUGGACCAAACGGUGUGGCCGGUCUGACGGCCAAUAAUUUGAGCUUGCAAUCGGAAUCGACAAUGAGGAGUAUUAUUGAUAGAUUAAUAACCAUGGAGGAGGAAUUAAGACGUGAACAGCUGAAAAUGUCGCUGGCAUUGUCACACAAACAGCGGGUAAUUGAGGAGCAACAGGGUCAAAUUGCUGCUUUGGAUGCGGCCAACAGCCGUUUGUUGAGCGCCUUGACCGUACUAAGGCAACGCUAUGAAACCCAGCAUCAACAGCAAAAUCAAACACAGCAAUAAGUUUAGUUUUUAAGUGAAAAAAAAUUGAAUAAAUAAAAUUAAUGUGUAGCUUUGAAACAACCCUAUUGCUUCACCUCCCCCCUUUCUUUAAGAAUCUGUAAUUUACUCAAAAUUUUCCAUUUUUUUUUUUGCUGUUUUACCUGUCUGUAUUUAUGUACUAAUUUUAAACAAAUCUUAAAUGUUAAGUUUAAUACAAAAGAAAAGUAUUUUUUAUCUGUUUUUAAAAGAAUAGAGUUCCACACCCCACCCCCGUCAACUCCAAUCCCCAAUUCUCUCAAAGAGUGUUUUUCAUUUUAAGUAAAAAAAUCGUAAUAAAAAUUUAAAUUUAUUAACCCCUCACAAAAAAAAAAACAUUAUUUAUAAUCCCUCUUUACCCUGUUCCCCCUUGGAGAAUAAAUGGGUAUUGUUUUUUUUUUUUCAAUUUACGAAAUAUAAACUAUAACCCCUUAUUUGCUAUUUUAACCUAAGCUAAGUUUUCCCAUUUUUGUAUUUUUAAAAUUGUAUUUUAUUUUUUAAUUUUAUAAUUUAUAUAAACCCAUUAUACUUAAGCCUAAACAAAUUAUAUAUACAAAAUAAAACAAAAAUAAAAUUUUAAAUAUUUAAAAGAAAAAAAUUUCAAAAAAAAAAAAAUACAACAUGUUACAAAACUUGAUUUUAUUAUAUAUUUAAUCAAACGACAUUUGAAAAUGUGUAAAAUAUUACUUUAUUAUAUUUGAAUAUGUUAUAAUUUAUAAUAAUAAUUUUUAACCAAAGUUACAAUUGCAAACACCUCAAUAGUUAAGCCAUGCCAUGUGACAAUGGCGCGGGAGUCUCUGUUUUGGUGUUUUUUUUUUUUUGGGGGGGAGAGAAUUGC